This is a messenger RNA of Acanthopagrus latus (yellowfin seabream), 4319 nucleotides long. It is a transcript of the gene znf185, whose product is annotated as zinc finger protein 185 with LIM domain. NCBI's taxonomy places the organism in Eukaryota, Metazoa, Chordata, Actinopteri, Spariformes, Sparidae. The transcript has 34 exons. The record is from RefSeq and is a predicted model, not a curated record. Bases 337 to 3846 code for a protein of 1169 amino acids.
UGUAGUAAACAAAAAUACGUUCUUAGCAACCUGUAUUACGCACGCACACACACGGAUGGAUUUAAAAAAAAAAAGAAAUACGUAGGACUCCACCCCACAUUUACCUCCCAUGACUUGCAGGGCUUGUUACAGCUCACGCCCGUACCUGUUUUCGAGUGCAGGUGCUGAGACACCUGUCAGACAGAGAAAGACUUCCCUUCUGCUCACACUCAAAAGGACACUCUCUCACUGACUCUCGACUGAGCUGGGUGGCUGUUGCUGGUGGAUAUAAAGUAAAAGCAGGUGGCCCGUCAAGAAAGCAGAAGGAAGAAGAGAGACGAAACUUCUUGAAUAACCAUGUCAAAAGAGGGGGACAAAGCAGCUGUGUUCCAAACCACCAAAGUGCGGACCAAGCUGAGGGGAGACGGCAGCUGGCUGCAGCAGUGCCGUGAACCUGCAGAUGAAACCAAGGAGGAUAAGCCAUGGAUAGCAGAAGUAAGGAACAGCCGCCUGAAUGGAGCCCCGACCAGUCCGGAAACAUCACCGACAAAACCCACUCCACCGCCCCCCAAGCCUGACACUGAAAGAGCACCGACAUCAGGAUUCCUGAUCAGAGGCAUUUUCACUAAACUAGACAAGCCUGCCCCAACUUCAAAUUACAACGGAUUUAGUGGAGUGAACCAGUUCAACAAGAAGCCAUCUGAGGUCUACAAGAAAAUAGCCCCCCACACUGUGAGGCCCACUCCAGAGAGCAAGGAUGGUCAGCUUAGCACCGAGGAACAGGAGAAACGGAAGGAGGCUGCCAGCAGCGUUCUGAAGAAAUCUUCAGUCAAGCAACGGUCUUAUGUGCUGUCUGCUGCUAAGAAGUUUGAGGCUAAAGUGGAAGAACCAGACACCCCAUCAUUUGUGGCUAAGAGGGUGGAGAUUGCUGACGAUGAUGAGAGUCCUGCACCUGCAGCACCUGCCAGCACUGUCCCCGUUACGGCGGUUUCCUCCACACCUCAGGCCGAACCACAGAAAAUAGCCAAUGGCAGCGUUAAGACAGCUGCUGAUGUUGCGGUUAAAGAGCCAGUGGCGCAAAAGGUGGAGGAGAAGAAGGACGAGGUUUCCCCAGAACCUGAGAAAGGAGACCCCUCUCCAGCGCCUGUUACGGAAAAAAACCCGUUUGAAAACAUGAAACCAGGGUGCACCAAGGUGUACACUCCUCUUCCUGAACUCAUCACUGAGUGUAUUCCAGCAGUCAGUACAAAGCCAGAACCCGAGGACUCAGGCGUUUCUGGGGAAGUUGACAAACCUCUUGUUGACCUUGCCCCAGCAUUAUCAACCCCGAUGUCGCCAACUCCGACAUCCCCUGCUCCGGCUUCAGUUGUCCCAGAAUCACCUGCUCCAGUGUCCCUUACCCCGCUGUCUCCUGCCACCGAGCAACCUGCUCCAGUGUCUUCUACCCCACUGUCCCCUCCCACCAAGCAAUCUGCUCCAGUGUCUUCUACCCCACUGUCUCCUACCCCACUGUCCCCUCCCACCAAGCAAUCUGCUCCAGUGUCUUCUACCCCACUGUCUCCUACCCCACUGUCCCCUCCCACCAAGCAAUCUGCUCCAGUGUCUUCUACCCCACUGUCUCCUACCCCACUGUCCCCUCCCACCAAGCAAUCUGCUCCAGUGUCUUCUACCCCACUGUCUCCUACCCCACUGUCCCCUCCCACCAAGCAAUCUGCUCCAGUGUCUUCUACCCCACUGUCUCCUACCCCACUGUCCCCUCCCACCAAGCAAUCUGCUCCAGUGUCUUCUACCCCACUGUCUCCUACCCCACUGUCCCCUCCCACCAAGCAAUCUGCUCCAGUGUCUUCUACCCCACUGUCUCCUACCCCACUGUCCCCUCCCACCAAGCAAUCUGCUCCAGUGUCUUCUACCCCACUGUCUCCUACCCCACUGUCCCCUCCCACCAAGCAAUCUUCUCCAGUGUCUUCUACCCCACUGUCCCCUCCCACCAAGCAAUCUGCUCCAGUGUCUUCUACCCCACUGUCUCCUACCCCACUGUCCCCUCCCACCAAGCAAUCUGCUCCAGUGUCUUCUACCCCACUGUCUCCUACCCCACUGUCCCCUCCCACCAAGCAAUCUGCUCCAGUGUCUUCUACCCCACUGUCUCCUACCCCACUGUCCCCUCCCACCAAGCAAUCUGCUCCAGUGUCUUCUACCCCACUGUCUCCUACCCCACUGUCCCCUUCCACCAAGCAAUCUGCUCCAGUAUCUCUUACCCCGCUGUCUCCUGCCACUGAGCAACCUGCCCCAGUUUCUCUUAGCCCCAUAUCUGCUGUAACAGAGAUCUUAGUGAAGACAGAACCAGAACCAGAACCAAAGCCAAGCUCCAGUGUUGACACACUCACCGCCUUGUCCGACACUCUCAUUUCUUUCGACACGAGUUCACCCAGCUUUAAGGAUGAUGAGCCAGCACUGGCGGCGGAAGAGGGAGGCUCAGCGGACGGUCGCACCACAGAGAGCGGCGCUGAACAGGAGCCAGCUCCGGAGCUCAGCAACUGCGUACCAAUGACAGACGAUCUCCUGGUUUUCACUAAUGGUCCAGAGGCGUCUGCAGAGCCCGCCCCCCCUCCCAGCCCGGGACGCUGGAGCCAGGAUCUGCUCGGCGGACGAGACAGUGAGUCGAAACCAGCAAAGACCAGCAGUGCCCUGGACUUCCUGGCUGAUGAUGUCAUUCCAAUCAACACCGAGGCACGCAGCCUCAGCGUGCAGCGGGAGGAGGAGGAACAGACAGACGAGACAGCCAAAGAAACACAAAGCCCCACAGAGACCGUCACUCUACCCACCAAAACUGUGAUCAUUACUGACAAAAGCGAGGAGGAUGGGGCAGAUCCCAGCAGCCCACAUAAAACGACCACAGUCCCUGAGUCAAGCUCGGCUGAUCCGUUUGAUCCAUAUCCGAUAGGGACCACAUCCCCUAACAGCUCCUCUGACCUGCUCCAGCCCGUCUCUGAUAUUUCCAUCAACAGUGUGUCAAGUCCUUCCACGGAAAUCAAAGACUACCUAGAACCAAAAACUGAUAAGGCCAGCAAUGCGUUGGACUCCCUUGCAGACAACAUCAUCCCCAUCGACACUGACGCCACAAGCCUCAGCACUCUGCGGCCGUGGGCACGCACACAGAACACAAGCACACCUGAGCAGAGUAACACCGAAGAGAGCCCAGACGCUGAACCAGAAGGCCAGGCUGAGGAGCAAAACAUGGUGAUCAAGUUUGAGAGAAAGUCCAAAGAGAAUGACUCCCCAUGGGACAGGUGGACAUCACCCACUGUCUAUACUAUCCCUACAGAAGAGGAGGAGGAGGAGCAGCAGCAGCAGGAGGAGGAGGAGGAGAGCCCCGAGGAUACACAGACGCAGACGUUCCCAAGCUACACCCGAAUCAGGGAGAGUCACCGUGAGCCAGAGCCUGCUAUGGAUCGUUAUGAACCCUAUUCCAGGACCGUGACAGAAGACGACCGUCGCGUUGAGACGCCAGAACCUGAGGCCAAGAAGGGGUUCGUGUAUGUGAAGGAGUAUGUCAACGCAACGGAGCUGUCCCUGCUUAAUGCCAGAGACUCGACUGACGGGCUAGAUUAUUUGACACCGAGCUCCACCAGUUACUCCUAUGGCAGCCCCUCUAGUUACUCCAGCUCGCUGUCAUCCAACUGUACAUACUGUGGACGGCUGAUGAGCAAUGAUGCCAAGAUCACCAUCGAGCACCUCAAUAUCAACUGCCACCCUGAAUGCUUCAAGUGUGGCGUGUGCGGGAAGCCAAUGGGAGACCUUCUGGACAGCAUGUUCCUACACGGUGGGCAAGUCAACUGUGAGAGCUGCUACUCCAAAGUCUUCGAGUGAUUAUUGAAGCUCUUCAGUGGCCUCUUAUCCCCGUCCUCUUCCCCUCAGGUUCAUUUGCAUAUAAAGUGAGAACUGGCCUUUUCACAGAGUUUGGACUGCGUUCAGUUUGACCUCAGCAAUGAUGUGGUUUCGGGGUGAUCAGAGAGCCAUGUUAGGAUGAACAAUAUCAAUGUUUACUUGAUUCUUACAUCAGGAUAAGUUUUUAAUUUCUCAAACAUGUCGUGCAACCUUGUUCUGUUUCUUUCCUCCUGGGGGUGAAAGCAGUAUCUGCCUCUGUAAAACUAUGAAGGAUAUGUCUGUGCAGUACCUGAACAGACUCAUACUGGCAACUGGGGUACAAUAUUAUAUAUAGCGAAAGUAGUUACGCAAGAAAAUGCCUUUAUUACAAAAUGUUCUUUUGCUCCUCUUGAUACAAAACUGUGUGUUCACAUGUAUUAUGCUUUGUUAAGAAAAUAAAAAUGAUUUAUAUAAUA